Molecule: messenger RNA, 1761 nt
Organism: Dreissena polymorpha
Lineage: Eukaryota; Metazoa; Mollusca; Bivalvia; Myida; Dreissenidae
Exons: 8
Coding region: 1-1077 (358 amino acids)
Biological process (GO): signal transduction
Source: RefSeq, a predicted model, not a curated record
AUGAUUUAUAUUUUCAAUGUGCAUGCAAUAUGGGCUCUGAGCUUUGACAAAGAUAAUCAGCAGAAGGUGGUAAGUACUGAGGGCCUAGGCGUACUGGAGCUGUUGUUCGAACUAAAGAAAUCGCAAAAUGUCAACAUCAAGAAAGCUUGCAAUGGUGCAUUGUGGAAUCAUCGAAACAUGCUAAAAAACUGUGAGCUCCAAAAAUACAGAGAUUUUGCUUUGAAACUGGAAGAAGAUACAGCAGUCAGAGCAAAGUCAGAGGAAGUUAAUAAACGUUCCAGUGAAAAACAAAGUGCUAAAGACGACGAAAAGGACGCCCGAGGGCACGUGAUGAUCUCCUAUCAGUGGGCCGAUCAAGAGAUGAUGAAGCGAAUCAGAGAUCAACUCAAAUUUAAUGGUUUUAGAGUGUGGAUGGAUAUUGAUGAAAUGGGUGGAUCUACUCUACAAGCCAUGGCCAGCGCGGUGGAAAAUGCAGAACUAGUACUGAUGUGCAUGUCGCAGAAGUACAAGAACAGCCCAAACUGCAGAGCCGAGGCUGAGUAUGCGUUCCAGAAGAGUAAGAAGAUUAUUCCGCUGAAAAUGGAACGCGGCUACGUGCCAGACGGUUGGCUGGGAUUCAUCUGUGGCGCUAAAUUGUUCUACGAGUUUAGCGGGAAGUAUACCCUUGAGGAUAAAAUGGCCGGCCUGUUGAAGGAGAUAGGAAAACAAUGGAACCGAGACCAGGAGCAAAAGGAGCCUGUCAUUAAACCUGAAAUUGCAAAACCGGUCAACUCAGAACCUGUCCGAACAGUGGACCAUGUAGACUCCGGUAGUACAGUGGCUAGGGUAUCGGUUUUCAACAGAACCGUCGAAUCUGUGAGAAAAUGGACAGAUUCUGAUCUUAAAAGAUGGAAAGACAAAAACGAACUGAACAGUGUUUUGCCGGGACGAAUCACUGCCGGUGAAGUUGCACUACUUCUUCAGAUGAAGAAGUCUCCAGAUUUCUUCUACAAAUGUCUACAUGAGAUGAUGAAGCUUUCGGAUCUUUUGUCGAUGUCAAAACUUGUUUGGGCCUUGCAAGAUAUCGAGAAACAUUAACCAGUGUAUGAACACAUAAUUUGUGAGCAACAUGUGAUAAUGUAUUGUGUAAAAUUUUGAAGAUGAAUUAUAAUUUAACAAAAAGAUGCAAGUGUAGUUAUUAACAUUUUGAAUGUAAUACAUGAUUGGUCAAGUGGAAUAUUGAAUUGUUUGUGGUUAGCAAUUUUCUCAGGAUGUUUGUUAUUAAUUUAUUUUGUUAAAACAUAAAUAUACAUAUAUUUUAGCUUUUAACAUUUUUCUAUCUAAAAACCGUUGAAAUGAUUUUUAGCUCGUCUGUUUUCGGAGAAAAUCCGAGGUUUUGUCAUAGCAAGUUCGUCGUCCGCCGACCGGCGUCUGCCGUCCGGCGUCUGCGUCGUGCUAAAACCUUAACAUUGGCUCUAAAAUAUAAGUGCUUCCACCUACAACUUGUAUGUAGUUGCACCUUGAUGAGUUCUACACGCCACACCCAUUUUUUGGUCACUAGGUCAAAGGUCAAGGUUACUGUGACCUGUAAAAAAAUAUAUACACUUACCUUUCUUCCUUUUCUUCUGACAAGCUUUCAUUUAUUCAAAACUGCACCCACAGCCGAGCGUUGACAACCUCUAUGCGGUGCUCUUGUUUACAUUUAAUUUUGUCACUUAUUUUCUUAUUUAUUAAUUUCCUAUGCUAAUACCAUUUGAUAUUAUAGAAUAAAUUGUUGGUUUA